AUGGAAGAUGGCUAUAUAUAAGAGUUGUUUAAACUAUUUCGAGAAUCAUAAUGUGUUCAACCUCCUAAAAAACCUAUUGGAGCAUAUGAAAAGUUUGUAGGAAAUUAUGAACAAGCAUGUAAAGAUAAAAAUCUAAAUUACAAUACUGAGUAAGCCAAAAAAUAAUGGGAAAACUUAGAAAAGGAACUUAGAGAAGGUACUAUUAUUAUUGAUUUUAGAAUAUUAUCGAUUAUCAAAGGAGGAUUAAGAGUUGUAUGAUAGGUUAUUCCGUUAAUAUCAUUCUAUUUCUAAUCUCAUUAAAAAAAAGAAAGCUGAUGGAUCUGUGUUAUUUUUUUAAGAAAAAGGAGCAAAUGGAAGUUUAACUAAUCUUUAAUAAUUAUGGGAUGAACUAAGUCUUGAUGAAAAAUAAAUAUAUGGUUAAAAGGCAUAAUAAAAUUAUGAGGAUACUAUUAAAGUAUUUUAUAUUACUUACUUAGGCUUCAAUAGAAGAAUAUAUAACAGAAUACUAAAAUUAUAUAAAUCAUGAAAAUGAAAAACCAUAAGAUUUAUAAUUUGUUCAAAAAAUUGAGGAUGAGCAAGAUGAAAUAGAUUAAAUUGAUAUCAUAAUAGGAAUAAAGAGAACUAAUGGAAAGAAGGAAUAUUUAGUCAGGUUUAAGGGUAAAACAGGUAAAGAUGCAAAAUGGUUCCCAAAAAAGAAACUCAGAAAAGUAAAAGAAAUUGUAAAAGAAUUUGAAGAAACAUAUUUUAAAUAAUCAUUUUAGGAUAAUGAAUCUAGUAGUGGAUUUGAUUCAACACCUCCUGAAUAAAUUUUCGUAGAAAAUGAUAAGGAAGAUUAAUAAUAAUAAUAAUAAUAAUAAUAAAUUGAAGAAGUGAAAGAAGAAUAAAAAGAGAAAUAGAAAGUAAAAUCAAAAAGAGAGAUAUCAUCAAAAUAAAAUUAAGUAAAGUAAUAAAAAAAUGUAAAAAAAUCUACUACUCCCUAAAAAAUCAAUACUUCUACUUCAAAAAUUUAAGAAGUUGAUAAUAAAACCAAUUAAACAAGAAGAAAUUAAAAAAUAAGUGAAAAAACAAAUUCUAUUUCUAAAACAUAAGCUAACUUAAAUUAAGAGAAAAAUAACAAAAAAUAAGAUUAAGAAAUAAAAAACUAGAAAUAAUUAGAUACAUCAAAAGAUGACAGAAAAUAAAAUGAAAAACAAAUCUCAAUAGAAAAACCUAUUAAAUCUGUAAGGGAAACUAAAAGUUCUUAAUAGAGUCUACCAAAAAUAUCUAAUAAAAAAUCUCUAGAAGAGCCUGUUAUUAAAAGAGUAAGGAAAUAAUUGAAUGAUUAAUCAGUAGAAAAAUCUAAGAAUGAAAAACCCUAAAAAUCAAAAUCUAAAGAUGUAAAAUAAAUCAAAUAAUAAAAUUAAUCACAAAAAAAAGAGAGUAAAGAAUCUGUUAUCACUAAAAGAUAGGUAAGAAGUAGAGAUAAUUCAAAUUCAAAAUCACACUAAUAAACAACAACAAAAAUUAAUACAAAGAACUAAAAACAAGAAAUAAAGGAUAAUAAAUUGGCUACUAAAACAAAAUUAGUUGCUUAAAAAUAAAGUUUAAAUAAUUCUAAUCAUGAUUAAUCUAAUAAAAAUAGUAUUUAAAAAUCAGUAAGUUAAUAACAAUAAUCUAAAAAUAAAUAAAAGUAAAAAUAAAAUGCAGUAUCAAAAACUAGAAGUACAAGUGCUUAAUCGAAUAAAUUAUAAAAUAAUUAAAAUUAAAAAAAAGAAUAAAUUUCAGUCAAAAAGCGUUCUCGAUCGGUUGAAGUUAUCAAUAGUAUUACUCCCAAAAACCCCACUAUAAAUAAGGUAAGUUAAAGUUUAAAGGGAACUAAUAAAAAUAGUAAAAGUUCAAAAAAUGCUCCUCCAACUAAUAAAUCAUUGAAUAAAAUCCAAUAAAAUUAAAAAUUGCAAAGAAGUUAAACUUAAUUAAAAAAAGUAAAACAAUUAGUUGACGUAUAAAAUAAAAAUUUAAUAAGUGCUUAAAAAUCUAGCUAGGUUAGAACUUCUUAAAGAGGAGUACGUGAAAAUACUAGAAAUAAGAGUGCAAUGAAAAUAAUCAAAAAAAUAUCAAAAAACAAUAUCAAAAAUAAGGGGAAAUAGAAACAAAAAAUAACUGAAAAAAAAUAAAAAAAAGAAUAAGCUAAUCCAAAAAAUAAUAUAAAAAAUAGUAAAAUUAUAUCUACAGUUACUGUCAGAUAAACUAGAAGUAAAAAAUCUAAGAAUAUGGGAAAAAGAAAGCACUGAAU
This is a messenger RNA of Paramecium pentaurelia, 2272 nucleotides long. The record is from the annotation of a GenBank genome assembly. Lineage: Eukaryota; Ciliophora; Oligohymenophorea; Peniculida; Parameciidae.